Messenger RNA from Pangasianodon hypophthalmus (striped catfish), 1697 nucleotides. It is a transcript of the gene chga, whose product is annotated as chromogranin A. Gene Ontology annotation, cellular component: chromaffin granule. The transcript has 8 exons. The record is from RefSeq and is a predicted model, not a curated record. The coding region runs from base 411 to 1331 and encodes 306 amino acids. Gene Ontology annotation, biological process: defense response to bacterium; negative regulation of insulin secretion; negative regulation of catecholamine secretion. NCBI's taxonomy places the organism in Eukaryota, Metazoa, Chordata, Actinopteri, Siluriformes, Pangasiidae.
GCGCGCUCUGCUGCAGCACAUCGGGGUGUGUGUGUGUGUGUGUCUGUAUAUGUGUGUGUGUGUGAGAGAGAGAGAGAGUGUAUAUGUGUGUAUCUGUGUGUGACAGAGAGAGUUAGAGAGAGAGAGUGUGUGUGUGUAUAUGCGUGUGUGUGUGAAAGAGGGAGAGAUAGAGAGAGUGUGUGUGUGUGUGUGUGUGUGUGCGCGCGCGCGCUCGGUGUAUGAGUGAUGCUGAUGCUGAUGUUUAGCUCCAGCAUGCAGCCGUAAUUCAUCCGCGCCGGGUUUCUUCAUCUACUGGGAGAGAGAGAGAGAGAGAGAGAGAGAGAGAGAGAGAGAGAGAAUAAAAGCUCGGCUCUGGGGUCUCGCUGUGUUCCGGAGGUUCUGUGGUGAAUAAAUCUCCUCACAUCACAGUCAUGAGAGCUCCGAGAUGCGCCCUGCUUCUGCUCCUGCUGCUCCAGUGCGCUUCCUCACUGCCCGUGUCACACACUCACCUGGAGCACGAGGACGUGAAGGUGAUUAAGUGUAUAGUGGAGGUGCUGGCUGAAGCACUGAGCAAACCUCACUCCCUCCCCGUGUCUCAGCAGUGUCUGGAAACCCUCAGGAGCGAUGACAGACUCGUGACCGUGCUGCGGCGCCGGAACUUCCUCCAGGAGCUGCAGGACAUCGCUGGAGAAGGAGCCAGUGAGAGAUCUGAGAAGGGAAUAGAGGAACGUCCUGACCACGCCCAAGACCUCCAGGACCCUGCAGAUCAGUCCAUGCUGAUGGCCGUCCUGACACCCAGAGAGACGGUGAAGGAGAGAAGAGCAGACGAGGAGAAGGAACAGGAGUCUCAGGAGAAUGACGUCAUCACCAGCCACGAGGAAAUGAACGAGGAAGAUGAGAAGGGAGAACAAGCGGUGAUGAAGAAAGCAGAAAACAGUGAGGAAGAUGAGGAAGAGGAAGAUGCAGAUGAGGCAGGAGGAGCUGGAGCUCCAGAACACAAACGAGUGGAGGAGGAGAGUCAGGAGGAGAGUCAGGAGGAGGAGCAGGACGAGUCUGUGGAGAAAAGUAGGGCAGGCGUGGGAAAGCAGAAACACUGGAGUCUUAGCAGAGAGCCGGUGCACCGCAGGGCUUACGGCCAGCAGGAGGCGCCGCACCACUCCAAGGAGGUGUGGAAGAGCCCUGAGGAGGAGGAGCUCCAGAUGAUGGCAGGAAGAGAACCUGAGGAGAGCAGAGACCCAGAGGAGGGCAGCGCCACCAAGAAGACUGAGGACGCUGAGAUGGAGAGUUUGGCUGUGAUGGAGAACGAGUUGGAGAACAUGGCUCAGAAACUGCACGAGCUGCGACAUGGCUGAAACACACCAGCGUUCCUCCUCACCUUCACCUCUUCUUCUGUCUGAAACGCACAGCGCUCCACAGUGUACGCACACGUACAGGACACGACCUGCUCCUGCUUCAGCUUCACCUCUGUCUCGCUCGCUUACUGAAGAACACAUCACAUUAAAACAACACGAGAAUAAAGCCGGAAUAAUCAUCACAAGCAUAAUCAUAAUAAUCAGUAAAGAGAAGGAGGAGUAAAUUCAUACACAGCCGCAUGUGUUCUUUCAAUAAUGCAAUAAUGUUUUUAAUGAAAUAGAAUUCAACUGUAAUUAUAGGUGGGAAUUAUUUUAGAAAAAUAAAUAUUGAGAGAGUUCUCAGUAAAGUGGAUUUGUUUCGAGUGA